GCAGUUGUGACAUUACGUAAUGAGUGAUCCUGCAUGUGUUUAUUCCAAAGCAUGAUGUUUGAAGUUUUAAAUUUGAUAGCUUUCCAAAGAAAAUGGCAUGCAUUGAAAUGACACAGAAGUAUAAGAAGGCGUUAAGAACCAGUUCAUCAAAUUCCUAAGUCCAGGGGCUGGAAAUGGUUUUUGUUCAGAGAGAUGUAAAGAAUUCCAUAUCAGACUUUCAUUUGAAUCUUAUUGUACAAAUUUAUUCUAGUUGGUGAUCAUUUCACCCUUAAAAAGGAAAGAAAAUGUGGAGACAUUUAUUACAAAACCAGAGAAGAUAUCUGAAAAUGUUCUCAUCAUUAAAUCAAACAAAACAUGCUCUGUUAAGGUUUUCGUCUGGCCCAUAUGAUAACGUCGGGAUCAACAAAAUAUAUAGAAAUAGGAGUUGUGUAAAUUUCUGUUUCUUUUCCACAAAACAGACCUUACAAAAUGAAACUGAAAAUACAAAUUUACAUAUAAUUGAUAAAGAAAAACUGACUGUGAUGGAAAUGCUUGUAAAUAAGGCUCCUUCUGGUCUUCAACCAUAUUUAAGAUUAAUGAGAGCUGAUAAACCCACAGGCACUUGGUUACUACUGUGGCCAUGUUACUGGAGUUUAUCCCUUGCUGCUGCUCCAGGUUGUUUACCAGAUCCUUCUUUACUUGCUUUGUUUGGAAUUGGUGCCUUUUUGAUGAGAGGCGCUGGCUGUACAAUCAAUGAUUUGUGGGACAAAGAUAUAGAUGCCAAAGUUUUACGAACCAAACAGCGUCCUUUAGCAAGCGGAGACAUAAGUGUUUUAGAUGCAUGGAUGUUUCUUGGUGGACAGUUGUCACUUGCUCUUCUUGUCUUGCUCCAGCUUAAUUGGUACAGCAUUGUUCUUGGAUCUAGUUCUCUGGCUUUCAUUGUAGCAUAUCCUCUAGUGAAAAGAUUUUCAUAUUGGCCUCAACUUAUGUUGGGGUUAACUUUCAACUGGGGAGCCAUGCUUGGUUGGUCUGCAUUGCAUGGAACCUGUCAGUGGUCAGCUGUGUUGCCCUUGUACUUAGCUUGUGUGUCAUGGACUAUGAUUUAUGACACAAUUUAUGCUCAUCAGGAUAAAGUAGAUGAUGUUAUAAUAAAAAUUAAAUCAACUGCUCUAAAAUUUGGAGAAGAUACAAAAUACUACCUUGCUGGUUUUUCUUCUUCAAUGUUAACAUUUUUAAUCCUGGCUGGUUAUUCUGCUGAACAGACUUGGCCUUUUUAUACAUCCGUUGGCGUAACUGGAGCAUUACUAUUAACACAGAUAAUAUCAUUAAACAUCAAUGAUCCGCAAAGUUGUUGGAAGGCAUUCAAGUCAAAUACAAGAAUAGGACUUAUUAUAUUUUUAGGAAUAACUGGCAGUAGUUUGGCAAAAAAGCAUGUUGACUUCAAAAUGAAGAAAAGUAAUUUAAUACAGCAAGAAUCUUUUCUACCAGAAUCAGAGAUUACUUUGAACAAGGCUUUUUCAUGAUAUGUUUUAUGUAAUGUAUAUAUAAUGGAUUGUUUUAAUUAUGAAAUUAAGAUAUAGUCACAAUUAAUUUAUUAAAUUCAUUACCAAAUGAAUUGUUUCAAAUUUUAGUGUGAUGUACAUAACGUUUUGAGUAAUUGUUCAUUUUCCAUGUUAUAUCUGUCCAAAAGAAUUUUAAUAUUCAUCUGUCCUGUAAUAGAAUAUCAGAUAGAAAAAGUAAAAUUGGCUUAAUACAUAUAGCGAAA
Stegodyphus dumicola is the source of this 1744-nucleotide messenger RNA. RefSeq names its product ubiquinone biosynthesis protein COQ2, mitochondrial (gene Coq2). Gene Ontology annotation, biological process: ubiquinone biosynthetic process. Gene Ontology annotation, molecular function: 4-hydroxybenzoate polyprenyltransferase activity. NCBI's taxonomy places the organism in Eukaryota, Metazoa, Arthropoda, Arachnida, Araneae, Eresidae. Gene Ontology annotation, cellular component: mitochondrial inner membrane. The record is from RefSeq and is a predicted model, not a curated record.